Molecule: messenger RNA, 399 nt
Organism: Geodia barretti
Lineage: Eukaryota; Metazoa; Porifera; Demospongiae; Tetractinellida; Geodiidae
Source: the annotation of a GenBank genome assembly
AGCCGCGGCGGGUUCAGCACCAAGAUUCACGUGAGCGUGGACAGCUUGGGCAACCCCUUGCGAUUCAUACUGACCGGAGGGCAACAGCACGACAUCACUCAGGCGGAGGAGUUAAUCGCCGGUUAUGCUGGCGAGCACGUACUGGCCGACAAAGGGUACGAUGCCCAGGAGUUUCGCCAGCACAUCCUGGAACUGGGUAUGAUGCCGGUCAUUCCGCCCCGCUCGAACCGCAAGGAACCCGCCGACUAUGACCGGCAUCUGUACCGGGAGCGCCAUCUGGUGGAAUGCUUCAUCAACAAGAUGAAGCACUAUCGCCGGAUCUUCUCCCGGUUUGAGAAGCUGGACACCAGAUACCUCGGCUUCCUGCACUUCACCGCCGCUCUCAUCUGGCUACGGUGA